AUGGCGUCCCAAGACAGAGAAACUCUUCCUGACGUGGCCAAGCCUGUCAACUACCACGUCUCCCUCUUCGACUUGCAGUUUGGUGGCUCGUGGGAAUACAAAGGAGCUGUCAAGAUUGAUCUCAAGGUCACCAGCCCUACCAGCGAGAUUGUAUUGAACUCGAAGGAGAUCAAAGUGCAGACUGCUGAGAUUUUAGGAAAAGACGGUAGUCAGUUGGCCGAAUCGUCCAAUAUCACCUACGACAAGAAAUCGGAGCGAGUAACCUUUGCUUUCUCGCAAGCAAUCGCACCUGCAAACGUUAUCUUGUCGAUCAAUUUCACCGGUACCAUGAACAAUGCUAUGUCCGGUUUCUACCGCUCAAAGUAUAAGCCUGUUGGAGAGCCAUCUGCCGAUACUCCCAAGGAAGACGAAUUUUAUUACAUGUUGAGCACUCAAUUCGAGUCCUGUGAUGCACGCCGUGCUUUCCCUUGUUUCGACGAACCGAACUUGAAAUCCACCUUUGACUUCGAGAUUGAAGUUCCGAAGGGACAGACUGCGUUGAGCAACAUGCCUGUUCAGUCGGAAAGAGAUGGAAGCAAUCCCGGAUUGAAGUUCGUGACCUUCGAGAAGACCCCGGUGAUGAGCACCUAUCUUUUGGCCUGGGCAGUUGGUGACUUUGAAUAUGUUGAGGCCAUGACCCAGCGCAAGUACCAGGGCAAGAGUAUUCCUGUUCGCGUCUAUACCACACGGGGUCUCCAGGACCAGGCUCGUUUUGCGCUGGAAUGUGCUCACCGAACGGUCGACUAUUUCUCCGAGGUCUUUGAGAUCGAGUACCCGCUCCCCAAGGCUGAUCUCCUGGCUGUUCACGAAUUCGCCAUGGGAGCCAUGGAAAACUGGGGUCUAGUGACAUACCGAACCACCGCCGUUCUUUUCGAUGAAGGAAAGUCUGACAACCGCUAUAAGAACCGCAUCGCCUAUGUUGUAGCUCACGAGCUGGCUCACCAGUGGUUCGGUAACCUUGUCACUAUGGAUUGGUGGAAUGAAUUGUGGCUGAAUGAGGGAUUCGCAACCUGGGUUGGUUGGCUUGCUGUUGAUCAUUUCUACCCAGAAUGGAACGUUUGGUCUCAGUUUGUCGCUGAAGGUGUGCAACAAGCAUUUCAUCUCGACUCGCUGCGCGCAUCCCACCCAAUUGAGGUUCCCGUCAAGAAUGCUCUCGAAGUCGACCAAAUCUUCGAUCAUAUCAGUUACUUGAAGGGAAGCUCUGUCAUUCGUAUGCUGAGCGUUCACCUCGGCAGAGAAACUUUCUUGCGCGGAGUUGCGGACUAUCUCAAGUCUCAUGCAUACGGAAAUGCCACCACGAAUGACCUGUGGUCUGCCUUGAGCAAGGCUUCUGGUCAGGAUGUGCAUUCUUUCAUGGAUCCCUGGAUCCGCAAGAUUGGUUUCCCGGUUGUCACAGUGGCAGAGGAACCUGGCCAGAUCAGCGUUCGACAGAACCGAUUCCUGUCUACUGGCGAUGCAAAGCCUGAGGAAGAUGAGACAAAGUGGUGGAUUCCUCUUGGCAUCAAGUCCGGACCGGAGCUGGCCACUGUCGAUACUCGUGCUCUCACCGCAAAAUCUGACACCGUUGGUGGAGUUGGCGAGGACACUUUCUACAAGAUUAACAAGGACCUAUCUGGGUUCUAUCGCACUAACUACCCCCCUGGCCACCUGGCCAAACUCGGUCAGUCACUUAAUCUGCUGAGCACCGAAGACAAGAUCGGUCUACUAGGUGAUGCAACUGCUCUUGCAGUCUCCGGAGAAGGCACCACGCCUGCUUUGUUGACUCUUUUGGAAGGGUUCAAGGAUGAACAAAAUUACCUUGUUUGGUCUCAGAUCUCUUCAUCUUUGGCAAAUCUCCGCUCGGUUUUCUCCCAGAACGAGCAGGUUGCCGACGGACUGAAGAAGUUCACUCUCAAGCUGGCUUCACCAGCCGCUGAAAGGGCUGGCUGGGAGUUCCAGACCAAUGAGGACUACCUCAUUGUGCAACUCCGGAAAUUGCUGAUUGCAAUGGCGAGCAAUGCUGGCCACAAAGACUUUGUCUCGGAGGCCAAACGCCGUUUCGACCUCUGGGCUGCUGGCAAAGAUGUCAAUGCCAUUCACACCAAUUUGCGGUCGACUAUUUUCAGCAUCAAUGUGUCGGAGGGUGGCCGUAAGGAGUUUGAUGCCGUCAAGGAGGAAUAUCUCCGGACCGACUCCGUGGAUGGAAAGGAGAUCUGCCUGUCUGCUCUUGGUCGCACCAAGGAUCACGCCCUGGUGCAGGAGUACUUGGACUUUGUGUUUUCGGAUAAGGUUGCUGUCCAGGACAUCCACAGCGGCGCUGUGUCUUUGGCUGCCAAUUCUAAGGUCCGCCACCUGCUGUGGCAGUACAUCAAGGACAACUGGACUGCUGUUUCUACUCGGCUGUCAUUCAAUAACGUUGUCUUUGAGCGCUUUGUUCGCAUGGGCCUAUCAAAGUUCGCCGAUCACCAGAUCAGUGAUGACAUCACGGCCUUCUUCAAGGACAAGGACACGAGCGCCUAUGACCGCGCACUUGUCAUUGUCGCGGACAACAUUCGAACUAAUGCAUCCUACAAGGAACGCGAUGAGGCGUUGGUUCUCGAAUGGCUGCGGGCGCACGGCUACGCUUAA
Molecule: messenger RNA, 2646 nt
Organism: Penicillium arizonense
Lineage: Eukaryota; Fungi; Ascomycota; Eurotiomycetes; Eurotiales; Aspergillaceae
Product: M1 family metallopeptidase
Exons: 12
Coding region: 1-2646 (881 amino acids)
Biological process (GO): proteolysis; peptide catabolic process
Cellular component (GO): cytoplasm
Molecular function (GO): peptide binding; zinc ion binding; metalloaminopeptidase activity
Source: RefSeq, a predicted model, not a curated record